This is a messenger RNA of Echinostoma caproni, 1002 nucleotides long. NCBI's taxonomy places the organism in Eukaryota, Metazoa, Platyhelminthes, Trematoda, Plagiorchiida, Echinostomatidae. The record is from the annotation of a GenBank genome assembly.
UGCAGUCGUAAGUAUAUUCGACCUUACCACGAGCUUCGGAAGUCAGUAGUCUCUGAUCUGGCUAAGAGUGGCAAAUCUGCCUAUCCACACAAAUUCCAUGUGUCCAUGUCUUUGGGAAAUUUUAUUGAGAAAUUUUCUUACCUGCAAGCUGGCGAGCAUCUGGACGAUGAGACCGUUAGCGUAGCAGGACGAAUACACGCAAAACGUGAAUCCGGCUCCAAGCUUAUAUUUUAUGACCUAAUGGCUGAUGGACACCGGUUGCAAAUAAUGGCCAACCUACGAGAUUAUAAAUCUCCCGAAGAGUUCCACUCUAUAAAUGACCUGCUUCGCUUGGGCGAUAUGGUAGGAUGUAUAGGAAAGCCAGGCAAAUCUAAAUUGGGUGAACUUAGCAUACUGCCUAAAGAACUUGUGUUGCUGUCACCUUGCCUCUAUCAAUUGCCGCACUUACAUUACGGUGUAAAGGACAAAGAAACACGAUUUCGUCAACGAUAUCUCGAUUUGAUCAUGAAUGAAGAUGUCCGACAACGAUUUGUGACUCGCGCUAAAAUCGUCAACUACAUUCGUUCGUUUUUGGAUGACCUGGGGUUCCUUGAGGUUGAAACACCUAUGAUGAAUAUGUUACCUGGUGGUGCAACUGCCAAGCCUUUCGUGACGUAUCACAAUGAAUUGAAUAUGAAUCUCUUUAUGAGGGUUGCCCCGGAACUGUAUUUGAAAAUGCUGGUUAUCGGGGGAUUCAAUCGAGUGUACGAAAUCGGUCGCGUGUUCCGUAACGAAGGCAUCGAUCUCACACAUAAUCCAGAAUUUACCAUUUGUGAGUUUUAUAUGGCCUACGCGGAUUUUGAGGACCUUAUGAAGAUCACAGAGGAUAUGCUCUCCGGUGAGUUGAUCCACUGGGAUCUUUUCUAUUAUGAUAGAAAGAAGAUACUGACUACUCAUUUCCACAUGAUCCUUAGGUUUGGUCAAGCACCUCUUUGGGACAUAUGUCAUUACGUACCAACCUGA